UGGAAUUCAGUUAAGAAUUUCAUUUCAAGCUAAACAGAUUAGAAAAGCGCAAUGGAGAUUCGUUUUAUUUCGCCCUACUUAUUGCUGAUCCUUUGUGUGUGGCGAAUACACAGCUCCCCGGUUAUCAAAGAUGCUGCUGAGAGACAAGCAAAAGUUGAGGAAUUACAAAAGUAUUUCAAUAAGUCCGUGGAUCCCUGUGAGGAUUUCUACGAUUAUGUUUGUGGUAAUUAUGCCACCUACCAUCCGGCCACUUUGGAUGAGCCGGGUACUGGGAUGCUGGAAACGCUGCAAAGUAGAUUGGACGAGAAAAUUAAAACGAUUCUUGAAAGUGACAAUAAAGAUGAGAACGAUGCUGAUAAGAAAGUUAAGCGAUUCUAUCGGUCGUGUUUGCAGGUUGCUGAUUUGAAAGAUAAAUACCCUGCAAAGCUGAAGGAGAUCAUUAAAGAAUUUGGUGAAAUGCCCGCGUUGGUGGGUGAGGACAAGUGGAAGGAGUCGGACUUCGAUUGGCUUGAGGUGGUGGCUAAAAUUGUCCACCAAUAUGGCUUGUCAAUUUUGGUGAAAUUUGAAUUCUCCACAGAUUUUGUGAACAAUACCCUGAACCGUAUGUAUGUUUCGGAACAGGAUUUCGAUUUGCCACGCGAGUUGUAUGUGGGAGAAAAGGGGGAUGUGAUUGCUGAGCGAAUGCCUCCGGCUUAUGCUGGCAGAUUAAGUGAAUUUCUGGGCAUAGAGGAGGAUGUGGCUUUAAAAACGGCAACGGAAUUUUUGAAAUUUGAAAGGUCCUUGGCCCAGGCCAUGUUUGAUCAACACGCUGGAGAUAAGUUGAGUGAGACGUAUGUUUUGCAUAGCUUGGAUGAGGCCCAGGAGAAAUUUGCCCCUCAAUUUGAUGUGAAACGUUUUGUCGAAUUGGCCGUGGGCACAUUGCCGAAUUUGAAAAUCUACACCGACGAUGACUAUUUGGCCAAUAUGUUUGAGGCUAUAAAGACCACACCGCCCAAGGUCUUGGCCAAUUAUAUUUUCUAUCGCCUGGCCAAUGGCUUCAUUAUGGACAUACCAGAAACCAAAGAGGAACUGGAAGAGACCUGUCUGACACGCAUGAAAAAAUAUUUUUAUAAAAAUUUCGACAACAUGGUCUAUCGCAAAUACAACAGCCGGGAAACGGAGCAGGGCGUGCAGGACAUGUGGUCCCACAUCAAGGCCGCAUUCCAGAAACAGUUACAGUCUUCUCAUUUGAAUUGGUUGUCGGAGGAAACUCGGCAAUAUGCCUUGGAGAAGUUGAAGAGAAUGCGAUUGGAUAUUAUCUCCUUCAAGGAUACCAAUUUCUCUGAAAUUAUGGAUCCUUUGGACUUCAAGGCCGAGGAUUAUUUGGGUAAUCUCCAGAAAAUCUUAUCGGCCCAAGCUAUCUAUGAUCGUAGGCAUUUGGGCGAGAUGGCUAGAGAAAACGAUUAUGGGGAGACGCUUUCCACCACACCGUCCUAUAUUUAUGUGGAAAAUGCCAUCAAGGUUCCCGUGGCCAUGCUGCAACCCAGCUACGCCUGGUCAGCCUCAUUUCCGAAUGCCUUUAAUUUUGGUGUCCUGGGCUCGCUACUCUCCCACGAACUUAUUCAUGGCUUUGAUGGCGAAGGUCGAACCUUUGAUGCAAUUGGCAAUCAUCGCAAAUGGUGGGAUGAGAAUUCCAAUAAGCUGUUCAAAAAACGUUCCGAAUGUUUGAUUCAUCAGUACAAGGAUUUCGUUUAUGGCGGACAGAAUUUAUCGGAAAUGCCAAAUCAAGAUGAAAACAUAGCCGAUAAUAGUGGGGUUCGAUUGGCCUACAACGCCUAUUUGAAUUGGUACGACAAUACUGCCGAAGGGGAUAAAAAAUUAGAGAAUUUCUCUGGGAUGGAUUUCAAUUAUCGCCAGCUAUUCUUUACUAGUUAUGGUUAUCUUUGGUGUUCGGAUUUCUAUUCAAAACUUCGCACCACGCUGAUGGCUAUCGAUAUCCAUGUUCCGGAUAAGUUUAGAGUUCUUGGGCCCCUAUCGAAUUUCGAGGAGUUUGCCAAGGAAUUUAAUUGUCCUGUGGGUAGUAAAAUGAAUCCGGCAAAGAAAUGUGAAAUUUAUUGAAAAAAAAAAACUGUUUUUGUGAUAACAUUUUUUGAAGAGAAAAUAAAGAAAUAUAAAGAUUUCGUUUUUAAAUUAAAAA
Messenger RNA from Musca domestica (house fly), 2176 nucleotides. RefSeq names its product neprilysin-4. The coding region runs from base 52 to 2097 and encodes 681 amino acids. The record is from RefSeq and is a predicted model, not a curated record. Gene Ontology annotation, biological process: protein processing. The transcript has a single exon. Gene Ontology annotation, molecular function: metalloendopeptidase activity. Lineage: Eukaryota; Metazoa; Arthropoda; Insecta; Diptera; Muscidae. Gene Ontology annotation, cellular component: plasma membrane.